GUGCUGCUCAGAGCCAGCGGAGGCUGUGGGUGAUCCCUCGCUCCACAUCUUUGACUGUGGACUGAACACUGAGCCAAAGGGGUUUGACGUCAGUGCAGCGCACGUUAAUUCUCGUCCCUGCUGGUCGGGGUACGAGUAGGGAGCUGGUCUCGCCUAACGGAUGUGUCUGGGACACUCCAGUAUAUUUAUUCUUUCAGUUACACACAGAUCUGGAUGAGCAUGAUGGAAGUGUUGGAGGGAUACAGGGUCAACAGAGGGCAGGGGAUGAGGGCUGCAGCCCCAGCUGAAGGAUACGUGAAGGAGUUCACUCGCCACUCCAAUGAUGUGCUGCUGAACCUGAAUGAACUCCGGCAUCGAAGCAUCCUGACUGACACCACCCUGAUUGUCGGCAGCGUGCACCUGCAGGCGCACUGUGCUGUGCUCGUGGCCUGCAGCGGUUUCUUCUACUCAAUGUAUUCCCGCCGCGCAUUGCUUCAGGGGCGUGGUGGCAGCGGCGAGCAGCUCAUGACCGUGUCUCUCCCCACCACAUUGGAUCCCUCCAGCGUCUCCCUGCUGCUAGACUUCAUGUACACCUCCCGCCUCCCUCUAACGCCAAGCAUUGUCUCCGGGGUGCUGGCUGUUGCUGUCUACCUGCAGAUGGACCACGUGGCUGAUACCUGCCGGGAUUUCAUGCAGCUGCACUGCUCUGAGAAUAUGAGUGCCAGACACCUCCAACUGGAGCUGGACUCCAGGGUGUCUGUAGCCUCUGUUGCCCCCAAAGGAGGAGAUUUGCCUAAUCCAGGACCCCUGCGAUUGCUGCCAACUGCAGCAGCAACCAGGGUCCCUGUGGUGGCUGGGGUCUCUCUCAAGCCAGGGGCUUUCCCCAGCUGUCAGCCCAGGCCAAAAGAGCUGAAAGGAGAACCUGAGUCACCUCUCAUGGGCAGCCCGACUUUGUCUCCAAGCAGCCCCGCCCGCUCCAGCUGCCAACCGAGCUCUCCUGCUGCAUCUGAGACCUGCAACAAAAACCUCGUGAGUGAUGCCAAAGCCACACCAGACCCAAAGGCCUGCAACUGGAAGAAGUAUAAGUACAUUGUCCUCAACCCACUCUGUGCUGCCAGUGCAGUGAAAGUAGAGGAGAUGGAGGAACCCCAAAAUCGAGCAUCACCCACUGUUGACUUGACACCAAGCACACCGACAGAGGCGUGGUCUGGAGAAGUGCCCGGUCAGAUUGAUAGACAGGGGCAGGCCUCCUGCUACGAGGGUUCUGGCCGAGCCCCUCCCCUCGGGCCACCACCCUCUGUGGACCACCCAACAGUGUCUCCUUCUAACAAGGAGAGACAAGAAGCUGCCGGUCACAGCCAGCAUCCUGUCAAGCGUGAAAGCUACUACAUGUCCUACUGUUAUUCUGGCAACCUUCAAGGAGUCAAACCCGCCUGCUCAGGUGACAAGCCGUACCGCUGUAAUGUGUGUGGCGCUCAGUUCAACCGACCGGCCAACCUGAAGACUCACUCUCGGAUUCACUCCGGAGAGAAGCCUUACCGCUGUGAUACCUGCGGGGCACGGUUUGUUCAGGUUGCCCACCUCAGGGCCCAUGUGCUGAUUCACACAGGGGAGAAGCCUUACCCCUGCAACACCUGCGGCACCCGGUUCCGCCACCUGCAGACGCUGAAGAGUCACCUGCGCAUCCACACUGGAGAAAAGCCUUACACUUGUGAAAAGUGUGACCUGCACUUCCGACACAAGAGCCAGCUGCGUCUGCACCUGCGGCAGAAGCACGGGGCCGUCACCAACACCAAGAUCCGCUACAAAGUGCUGACUGAGCCUUACCAGCCUAUCCUGCAGGCCUGCUGAAGAGGAUCAUUAAUCUGGCACACUGGUCACUGUGUUACCUAAAUAAUCUGAAUCUGUCAGAAUGUGAAAUUUGGUGUGUUAACUCACUUGUCAGUUGCAAAAUAGUUAUCUAGCUUUGAAUAGAGGUGGUAAAUUAUGAGUCUCAAUCUGAUGAUCAGAUGGCAUCACAAAAAUACAAAUGGUUAUAUUUGGAGUAAGAGGCAGCUGUUUGCACACAGCUGUUACACUAAUGCUUUAGUAAUACAUGAUAAAGAUGAUGAAAGAAAGUUUUGUUUUUGGGUUUGUGAAGAGGUGUAAAGAAGGGGACAGGACGUGGAGCCACAGGUAAAACACUGCCGGUUGUGUGUUUGUGUACACACACUGAACUGUGAAUAAAUGUGUGUAUGUGAAAGUUUGAAGGAAAGAUAAAACAAGUUGUAUGAAGGUGAUGUGGUGAGUUUUGGUGUAAAGUAGAAUGGGUUUUAAGAGCGGUGAAGCACUUAGUCAGUGUUAAGUUACUGAAGUUUCUUUCUUUAAUGUGUAUUUAACUUUGAUUUAUCUUAAUCUUAUGGCCCGGAGCCCACUGUAUCUGCUACAGUCCAAGCAGGCAAAGGACGUUUGUACUUUACUGAAUAAAAAGUGAAGAAAUCAAGUGCCUUUUAUAAAACAGGCUCUUAAAUAAGACAACUGAACGCAAUUGAAAAUGUAAUAAUAUUCGAUUUGUAUUUGAAAGAGGUAAUUUGCUGGACAAAGAUGGUUUUGUACAACUUAAAUUAAAUCAUUUUUAAUAUUAAUUGGAAA
This is a messenger RNA of Archocentrus centrarchus (flier cichlid), 2610 nucleotides long. It is a transcript of the gene bcl6b, whose product is annotated as BCL6B transcription repressor. Gene Ontology annotation, biological process: regulation of transcription by RNA polymerase II. Gene Ontology annotation, molecular function: RNA polymerase II cis-regulatory region sequence-specific DNA binding; protein binding; DNA-binding transcription factor activity, RNA polymerase II-specific. The transcript has 12 exons. Bases 214 to 1830 code for a protein of 538 amino acids. Lineage: Eukaryota; Metazoa; Chordata; Actinopteri; Cichliformes; Cichlidae. The record is from RefSeq and is a predicted model, not a curated record.